AUGGGUUUGCUAACCGAAGGUCAUCCUAUUAGUUGGGAAGAAACAAAAAAACUUUCUAAACACGUGAGAAAACAUGGAAUAAUUCAGUUUAUAAAUUUGUAUAAAAAAUUGAGAGAUCGAGAGGGUGAUGUACUUAAGUGGGGUGAUGAGGUCGAAUAUAUGCUGGUGAAGCUAAACCAUGAAAAGAAAACGGCUAAAUUGAGCCUGAGGUCGUAUGAGCUCAUGCUAAAACUCAAUGAAAAGGAACAGGCUGAUCCUAGCGCGGUAAAAUGCUUGUGGAGACCGGAAUUCGGAGCUUAUAUGAUUGAAGGGACUCCAGGACAGCCGUAUGGAGGCUUAAUGGCUCAUUUUAAUAUUGUUGAGGCUAAUAUGAAACACCGAAGACUGGAAGCUGAGGAACAAUUAAAGUCUGAAGAAAUAUUAAUGACUUUUACUAAUUUUUUGAGACUAGGCAGUCCUGAUUCAACAGAACCACCAGCAAACCCAACACCAGACACUGGAUAUCAAAGAAGUUUAUUUCUUUCCGAUGAAGCUGUAUUUCCAGGUCAUCCCCGUUUCAAGACACUUGCUACAAAUAUCAGACAACGUCGGGGUGAAAAAGUAAUCAUACAUGUUCCCAUUUACAAAGAUGAAAACACUCCAAAGCCCUUCCGCGAAGAUUUAUCAGCUUUAGGCGAUGACGGAAGCAGCGCAAAAGUCGCUAAAGAUGACCACAUCUACAUGGACGCUAUGGGAUUUGGAAUGGGCUGCUGCUGCUUGCAGGUGACCUUCCAAGCAAGCAACAUCCGGGAAGCUAGGACUUUGUACGACCAGUUGACGCCUUUGUGUCCUAUAAUGUUGGCUCUGACUGCUGCCAGUCCGGUCUACCGAGGGUACCUGGCAGACAUCGACAGCCGGUGGUUUGUUGUCUCCAACUCCGUGGAUUGUCGGACCAGAGGUGAGCGCGGGCUUGAACCACUCAAAGGCGAAGAGUUUAUCAUCAAGACCUCGCGAUACGGUUCGGUCGAGUCCUACCUCAGCGAGCAGGGAGACAAAUACAAUGAUACCAAGUUGCUCUAUGAUAAAGAGGUCUACAACCAGCUGAUUGAUAAUGGAAUUGAUCAUCUUUUGGCUCAGCACGUUGCUCAUUUAUUUAUUCGGGAUUGUAACUUACAAUCAACAAAUUGGCGUUCAAUGCGUUUCAAGCCUCCACCACCAAACUCCUCAAUCGGAUGGCGAGUAGAAUUCCGACCUUGCGACGUCCAAAUGACUGAUUUUGAGAAUGCAGCGGUAGUGUGUUUCAUCGUGCUGCUAUCACGAGUAAUUCUCAGCUACAAUCUCAAUUUACUGAUACCCAUAAGCAAAGUAAUCGAGAACAUGUCACGAGGAGAGAAGCGAGACGCAGUAAACAAAGAAAAAUUCUGGUUCCGGAAAGAUAUCACUUCGACGGGCGAGAAAGAUAACGCCUUAGAGGCUGAUCAGUACGGGGAGUUUACUGUUAAUGAAAUAAUAAACGGCAAGGACGGCGUGUUUGUCGGGUUGAUUCCGCUUAUCAAUAGCUACUUGAACAACAUGAACGUCGACGCAGACACUCACUGCACUAUCCAGCGCUAUCUCAAGCUGAUUAGGAAACGCGCCUCUGGUGAGCUGAUGACUACCGCAGCCUGGAUUAGGAAGGAGGUCAUCAAUCAUCCAGAGUACAAAAAAGACUCGGUGGUCAACGAGACUAUGACUUACGAUAUUAUCAAGAGUGCUUACGAGAUCCAGAAGGGAGUCAGAUCUUGCCCGGAGUUGCUGGGCUUCUGCACUACUUCGAAAACUACCGAAACUAUUCCAGCGGCUAUUGCCAUCGCUGAGAAAUGUCACUUGGUCAAUUAA
Molecule: messenger RNA, 1857 nt
Organism: Cotesia congregata
Lineage: Eukaryota; Metazoa; Arthropoda; Insecta; Hymenoptera; Braconidae
Source: the annotation of a GenBank genome assembly